CGGUUAAUUCAUCCGCGAACGCUCAAGAAAAAGGCAGCUUCUCUUGACGGCUUGACGGCUUCACUCUCCAUCCCCAUCCAAUCAUCACCGUCCUCGUCGUCAUCUCACUCACGGAUGAUUUCUAGGGCUUUGUUGUUUCGCUUUGCAUCUCGAAAGCGGCGAUCCAAUUCAUACUCUCACGACGAGUGGUGCUGAUUCUUGUCGCAGAUCUCGGCCCUGGGGAGACAAGACGGUUUGUCGAGGUUCCCAUUUCCGCCUUCUCUUCGGUUCUUGAACCUUUUUUGUGCCCAAUUUGUCUUUCGCCCUCUCUAUUCGUCUGUUUCUUGGACCUAAAGUGGAACAUCAUCGGAUCGGUGGAGAAUCAAGAACCGGUUGAGACGAUGUAGCCGUAAAUCUUUAUCAAAACAUGCCCAUUCUUGAAGAUUCUGGGUUGUCUGGAUCUCGCAUUGCGUGAUGGGUUUGAAAUGUGAACUCUGCUUUAAGAUGUUCCACCAGAGCAAGAUCAAGUUGGCUGCGCUCGUGGGGAUCACAUUGUCCGUGCUUUCUUUGCUUGUGCAUAUUUUUGUUGCAAAUUAUUCAGUGGGGGACUUUCUACGAUACAAGUUGCAAGAAGACUACUUAUACCCACAGGGACAUAAACUUUGGCAUCGAAGGUUGUGGGGUCCGGUGAGCUCCUUGGAGGUCUUGCAACCAUAUGCUAAGCCGAGAAAUUUCUACCCUGUUCCAGGUCAGCAGAAUGGUUUGAUAUAUGCAAAAAUCUUUGGUGGAUUUGUGAACAUAAGAUCUUCAAUAUGCGACCUUGUUGCUAUUGCAAGGCUCUUAAAUGCCACACUUGUCAUUCCAGAGAUCCAACAAAGUGUUCGUUCAAAAGGCAUCAGUAAAAAAUUUAAGAGUUUCUCUUAUCUUUACGAUGAAGAACAGUUCAUAACAGCACUUUUAGAUGAUGUUAUUGUUAUAAAGAGCUUGCCAGCAGAUCUGAAGGAGGCUAGGAAAAGGACAAAAUUUCCUACAAUAUCACCGAAACGAUCAGCUUCCCCAACUUUUUAUAUCGGAGAAGUCUUACCUAAACUUAAACAAUCAAAGGUUAUUAGGAUGCUAGUUUCUGAUGGAGGAUGCCUUCAGCCUAUCCUUCCAUCAAGCUUGGAUGAAUAUCAGAGACUUAGAUGCAGGGUUGCCUUCCAUGCUCUUAAAUUCCGCACAGAAAUUCAGGCACUUGGCAAACAAAUGGUAGAAAGGUUACAGGCAACUGUUGGUCCGUAUCUAUCGUAUCAUCCAGGCCUUGUCAGGAACACCCUUGCAUUUCAUGGUUGUGCUGAACUUUUCCAGGAUGUUCAUACUGAACUCAUUCAGUAUAGAAGGAAGCAGCUGAUAAAACAGGGAACAGUUGAUGAAGAUCUUAUUGUUGAUUCAGUUUCUAGAAAGACAAAUGGUUCAUGCCCUCUAAUGCCUGAAGAGGUUGGACUUCUUCUUCGAGCAAUGGGAUAUCCACCAAAUACCGUAAUCUAUUUGGCUGGUUCUGAGACAUUUGGUGGGCAGAGGAUUCUAGUUCCAUUGCAAGCCAUGUAUACAAACUUAGUAGAUUGCACAUCCUUAUGCAGUAAGAAAGAGCUGUUAAACUUGAUUGGUCCUGAAUAUCCUCUUACUUCAAAUCUCUCUCAGCCUCCUCCAGUGAAGAGUGAAAAACAACUUAUUGAGGAGUGGAAGAAAGCUGGGCCUCGACCACGACCCCUUCCUCCCCCUCCUGCAAGGCCCUUUUACCAGCAUGAGAAUGAAGGUUGGUAUGGUUGGGUUGCUGAGACUGAUAUAGAGCCUGAGUUUUCGCCUUUGGAUCUUAGGAAGCAAGCACACAGGUUACUCUGGGAUGCUCUCGACUAUUAUGUUUCUGUUGAAGCUGAUGCAUUUUUUCCUGGUUUUAACAAUGAUGGUAGCGGAUGGCCUGAUUUUUCAAGCUUGGUCAUGGGGCACCGACUAUACCAAACACCUUCUGGAGUAACCUAUCGCCCUAGCAGGAAAACACUUGCUGGGCUGUUUGGCUCUGUACAUGAUAACUUGUAUCAUCCAACACACAAUUGGAUGCAACUGGUGCGGGAUCAUCUUAACAAGAGCUUGGGUAUUGACGGACUUCUAGCAGGGGCUAAAUCAUCAAAACCUGCAAAUUUUCUUUCCUACCCUUUCCCAGAAUGUGCCUGCCGAACUUCGAAAUCUUAUGACAUUCCUGCACAUGUGAUGAGCAGCAAUGGUGAGAUAUUGUAUGGAAUUGAGGAUGAAUGUCCUGAAUGGAUGGUUCGUGGCCUAGCAACGGCUUCCUUUAAGACAACUGGUGCCAAAGAUGAGGAUGUUGACGAGAUUGAGUUGCUGGAAGAUGACAAUGAGACAGACGGACAGUCUGAGUCUGAUAAUGGAAGCCGAAGUGACACAAGCAGAUCCAUGGAGCAUGAUGAAGAGAUGGAUCUAGAUGAUUAAAACAUAAUAGUGAAUAGAGAGAUCCAAAUUUGAAGUUGGCCCUUUCGGGAUGAGUUUGAAAGCUGUUUGUCAAGGCUGUAAAGAUAUAACCAAAGCUGCAAUCACUGUGAGUAUUCUUCUUCCGCAAGCAGAUCGAGGACACAUGCUUAGUUGCAGUUGUGGAGUGCUUGUUGAAUGUUCGGUCUCCAUAUACAAUCUACUACAGAAGUUAGCCUUAGCAUUCUUUUUACUCCUGCCCUCUUUCAUAAAAUCCUUAUUUUAAUUUAAUCUGUACAUUUUAGUCUGUAUCUUUAUGUACAUCAUUCAUUAGUUUGGGGAGGAGUAUAAAAUUUCUUGAACCCAUAACGAACCAGAGAUAUAAACCACUUUCUGAUCUUUGGACUACCAAAAUUGAUGCUGCUUGUUUCA
Molecule: messenger RNA, 2871 nt
Organism: Musa acuminata AAA Group (dessert banana)
Lineage: Eukaryota; Viridiplantae; Streptophyta; Magnoliopsida; Zingiberales; Musaceae
Product: protein EMBRYO SAC DEVELOPMENT ARREST 30-like
Exons: 11
Coding region: 454-2463 (669 amino acids)
Cellular component (GO): cytoplasm
Source: RefSeq, a predicted model, not a curated record